Acipenser ruthenus (sterlet) is the source of this 2885-nucleotide messenger RNA. Its product is annotated as zinc finger protein 497-like. The coding region runs from base 53 to 1624 and encodes 523 amino acids. The transcript has 2 exons. Lineage: Eukaryota; Metazoa; Chordata; Actinopteri; Acipenseriformes; Acipenseridae. The record is from RefSeq and is a predicted model, not a curated record. Gene Ontology annotation, biological process: regulation of DNA-templated transcription. Gene Ontology annotation, molecular function: RNA polymerase II cis-regulatory region sequence-specific DNA binding; DNA-binding transcription factor activity, RNA polymerase II-specific.
CCGCUUGCUCUGCGGUGACGUCACACAGAGGUCGGACACCCCCUCUCUGAAUAUGGCUGCUGUUUACAGUGUGCGCGCUGGUUCCGCUGGCGGUGCCGCCGGGGUUGCCUUCCUGAUCGAAAACGGGGGAAGCCCUUCUCAAAAUGACGAGCGGCUCAGCCGUGUGGGCAGCGGCCAAGCCGGGCUCGACCUGGGUGCCGCGGGUCAGCCAGCGGACGAGGCCAGCCGGACAAUGCCGACGGAGGAGGCGCUGCAAACAAAAGCGAAGCAGCGUGAGGACGGGCUGCACACAAAGUUGUGGGAAGUGUGGGAGAGCGCCGGGGAGACCGUCCCGUCCGGAGACUCCGCCAAGGACGAGAAGGCCGCCCCUCCGUUCCGUCUGCGUCGCAAGCAGCUCCUGAUCACCUACUCCGGGGAGGACAUCGGAGAGGAGGUGCUGCACGGGGGAGAGGAGACGGAGUCGGGAUCGGAGUCCGAGGGGGGGGCGGCGACACCAAGGGGAGGGGGAGGGGGCGGCAGUGUCUCGCGGUCUUCAUCGCUGUCCGAUGGGGAGGAGGAGGAGGAGGAGGGGAGGAGCUGGAAUCUCAGGCAGAGGAAGGAAUGCCCGCGCUGCGGCGAGCGUUUCAACGGGAUUUGCAGCUGCAGCCGGCACCAGAAACCGCCCACCAGAGGAGGCAGCGAGAGGGAGAGGGAGAGGGACGAGAACCACCACAGCCCUCGGCCUGCUGGGUACGGCUUCCUGGGGAGGGGGGAGUCCCGUUCCAGGCUGGACCCCCCCGAACCGGGAGACCACCUGAACAUCACCGCGGAGGACCCCGGCGCGGACCCCCUGGAGUGUCCGGAGUGCGGGAUGUGUUUCUCGGACGGCGCUGAGUUCCGCACCCACCGGCAGUACCACACGGACUUCGAGCCCAUGGACGAGGGGGGCGCCGAUCUCCACGGCGACGAGAGCGCGUUCGGACCCCCGUGGAAGAGGCUGCAGAGGCAGCACGAGGAGCCCCGCUUCCCCGGCGCCUACCCUUUUGAAUGCAAGCACUGCAGCAAAGGGUUCAAGCACCACACCUCCCUGCAGAAACACAUGUACCUCCACAGCGGCGCCAGGCCCUUCCAGUGCCCCCAGUGCCCGGACGCCUUCGCCUUCGAGCCCAGGCUGCGCAGCCACCUCAAGCUGCACCAACUGAAGCCACACCGCUGCCCGCAGUGCCGCAAGGGGUACCGGGAGGAGAGGCAGCUGCGGGAGCACCUGGCCUCGCACCAGCGCAGCAAGCCCUACCCCUGCCCGCUGUGCCCCAAGACCUACCGCACAGCGGCCGAGCUCAAGGACCACAGCAACACGCACACCGGGGAGCGCCCCUACGCCUGCCCGCACUGCCAGAAGAGGUUCGCACACAGGGGGGGCCUGAUCGUGCACAGCAAGACGCACAGCGGGGGCAGGAAGGGCCGGCGCGCGCUGGACAGGGGGAGGCCCCCCUCCCCGCCCUCCUCCUCCUCCUCCCAGUCCAGACGGGGACAGGGAGAGGGGAGCGGGCAGGCUGGGCUCCGGUGUUUGGACUGUGGGGUUUAUUUCAGGCGGGAGUCGGAGCUUCACGAACAUUACAUGCAGCACGCCCGGGGAGAGCUGUAGAACUGAGACACACACGCUGACACACAGUCAUAGACACACACACACUCAGACAUAUACACAGACACACACGCACUGACACACACACACUCACACAUACACACAGACACACACACACUGAGACACACACACACACACACUCAGACAUAUACACAGACACACACACUGAGACACACACUGACAGGAGAGCAGUGAAGGUGGUACUGAUCCCAAUAGAGUAGUCACUUUGGGUUUUUUAUUUUUUUUUAAAUAUUUAACUCUAGCCAAGUUUCUAACCAAGAAGUAUUUAUUUUAUUUUUUACAAUUUUUAGCUCUUCUGUAAAAUUACUUUUUCUUUUUUUUUUAAAGUGUGUUGGUGUGACGGCCCGAGACCCUGAUGAGAGACGGCUGGAUUUUAUUACAGCAUCCAUGUGUCACCUCCCAGCCCAGUCCCCUACCCCCGUGCACCCUACACCCUCCCCUCCCAGCCUCGGGUCCGCCCUCGGACUCACCUCCCAGCCCAGUCCCCUACCCCCGUGCACCCUACACCCUCCCAGCCUCGGGUCCGCCCUCGGACUCACUUCCCAGCCCAGUCCCCUACCCCCGUGCACCCUACACCCUCCCAGCCUCGGGUCCGCCCUCGGACUCACCUCCCAGCCCAGUCCCCUACCCCCGUGCACCCUACACCCUCCCCUCCCAGCCUCGGGUCCGCCCUCGGACUCACCUCCCAGCCCAGACCCCUACCCCCGUGCAUCCUACACCCUCCCAGCCUCGGGUCCGCCCUCGGACUCGCCUCCCAGCCCAGACCCCUACCCCCGUGCACCCUACACCCUCCCAGCCUCGGGUCCGCCCUCGGACUCACCUCCCAGCCCAGACCCCUACCCCCGUGCAUCCUACACCCUCCCAGCCUCGGGUCCGCCCUCGGACUCACCUCCCAGCCCAGACCCCUACCCCCAUGCACCCUACACCCUCCCCUGCCAACCUCACUCACCAGGCUACAGGCUGCGGAGUGCAGACCGGGGGUGCCUGCGUCCACUUCGGACAUCUGUGGCUAUCACCCCCCCCCCCCCCCAUCAACCCCUGACAGCAGUGCAAGCAGAGGCUGAAAUCACUGGUACAUUCCACUGGACUGUGUAGAGAUCCAUAGAGAGAGAGAGAGAGGGAGGUGGACAGACAGACAGAUAGAUAGAUAGAUAGAUAGAGUGAUAGAUUGAUGGAUUUUUGUUUUGUUUUCUAUUAUGAAUUGUUUGAUAUUAUUUGUGUAAUAAAAUAACCUGUGGGUUGA